Messenger RNA from Vitis riparia (riverbank grape), 2097 nucleotides. Its product is annotated as protein DEHYDRATION-INDUCED 19 homolog 4-like. NCBI's taxonomy places the organism in Eukaryota, Viridiplantae, Streptophyta, Magnoliopsida, Vitales, Vitaceae. The record is from RefSeq and is a predicted model, not a curated record. The transcript has 6 exons. Bases 359 to 1054 code for a protein of 231 amino acids.
AUCCGACAUUUUCUCGUAAUUUUUUUCUCUUCGUCAGCUUCGGUCAUACCCACAAGCCCUUGUCUCUCUGAAUCUCAGCCUUCCCUGUAUCGACAUGCAUCUCCAAGAAAAGGUCAAAUAAAUCAGAAAAAUAAGCGUCGACAUUAACUUCUCACGGUUUCCUUCCUCUCUGUCUCUCCCCACUUCAAUCCUCAAAUCAUGUCACCAUAAUUUUCGUUUUUUUUUUUCUCUUUGUUUUUCCUCUUUCUGAGGAAAACCCAAUAAAUAUCUAUACAGCUGAAUCAACAACAUUUCUACCGUUAAGUACUAAGAAUAUUUAUACAAGUUCAUCGUUCUCUGUUCAUCCUCUGAUAUUUCGAUGAACACUGAUUUUUGGGCUUCUCGUCUCGCUGCCGCGAAACGGCAGUACGCGUUGCAGCACCACCACAACAGCUCCCAACUAGAUCGGUUGAGCAUCGAUGAUUUCGAGGUUGAGGACGAGGCCCGUCCCGAUUUUCCCUGUCCGUACUGUUACGAGGAUUACGACAUCGCCUCUCUGUGUUCCCAUCUCGAAGACGAGCACUCGUGCGAAUCAAGAGUCACUGUUUGUCCCAUUUGCUCUGUUAAAGUUGCACGGGACAUGCUAAGUCAUAUCACCCUGCAACAUGGACACUUAUUCAAGUUGCAGAGACGUCGCAGAUUACGUAGAGUUGCAAUUCCUAGUAGUCAGGCACUGUCUCUCCUUGGUCGGGAUCUUCGUGAGGCCCAUCUGCAAGUGCUUCUAGGUAGUGGGGGAUAUCGGUCAAGCAUUGCUAAUGCAUCUAAUACGGUUACAGAUCAAUUUCUUUCAUCACUUGUUUUGAACUUCUCAGCAACUGAAGCAGAAGAAAUUUCAAAAUCUGUGUCAUCCAGUGCUGAGGACACUUCUACCAUGAAAGCAGUAUCAGCACAUGCUUGGAAAUCAAGCUUUGAUCCUUCUUUGAGUUAUGAAGAGCGGGAAAGAAGGAUGAGACAAGCUGCUGGAAGAGCUGGUUUUGUGCAAGAUAUACUUCUCUCCACUCUGCUAGCUGACUAGUGGAAUCUACUUUCACUACCUCUUGCAGGAGCUACUAAUCCCCGAGCAGCUCCUCCAUUAUUUUAUCUCGGCUGCUCUUCCCAUCCAUUCAAUGCUCGUGCUUGUGGUUCUAAUGGGAAGCGAGUAGGUCAAAUUUAUGUACCUCUGUGGAGAUGACUGGAUGAGUGGGGACAUUGUAAGUGAUAAGCUAGAGUGGUGCUUCGCACAGUGUGCCUCAUUACACGAUAGCGUAACCGACGCAAGGAAUUUGUUGGUAUUGCAUCGUCAUCCAUGUGCCAACCUGAAAAAGAUUGGCUCUAUGUUGACUAAAGAUGAAAUGCGGGCAUCUCCAUCCGCCCCUACUUCGAUAAAAGGCGGUCUAGGCCUUGCUUCUGUAUCCACAAAGUUGUUCACUAUUCUCUCCCGAUCCAGUCUCUUCCUCUGCCCUCUUUCAACCCUCCAGAAGGGUCGUUGAGCUGAUGGCGCGAGUACCCCGGCCAUCAUUUUCUGAUCCCCAGAAUGAAUUAGAUUUCUUCAAUUUAGAAGAUGAAGGCAGUGUCAAGGGAAGAUCCCUUCUCCAAAAAGAGGAGAUCUCGUGCAGCAAGCCAAUCUUAGGAAUGGAUGGUGUAGGAAAAGGUUUUCUUUCUUAUCUGUGGUACACAAAAGAGCUGGGAGUUGUUCUGCAAUCUCGGAUCAGUAUUGUUUACGUCCAUAGUAAGGAGAAGUACGAAAUAUGAAUGUAUUUAUAAUAUGAAGGUUUGUUCGUAAUAACCUCAUAUUAUAUUAAAUACAUUCAUAAUAUGACUUUUUUCGAGAAGAAGGAGCAAACUCGAUACAUAAAUUAGAUUUUAUAUCUACUUUAAUUUAAAUAUUGAAGAUUGCUCCGCUUUCAUAAGUUUUCUAAGAUAAUGUAAUUUUAAGUAUAAAAGGAUAGAGAUAUAGAGAUAUUGUAUAUAAGAUUGUAUUGGAUAGCUGUUGAUUUGUUAUGGAAUGAUGUAAGCUAGCUGCUGUUAACACUACUUUCUGAAUUUUAGAACCUUGUGGUGCAUGUUUGAUGGCUUAAA